Molecule: messenger RNA, 4413 nt
Organism: Prionailurus viverrinus (fishing cat)
Lineage: Eukaryota; Metazoa; Chordata; Mammalia; Carnivora; Felidae
Gene: ZNF517
Product: zinc finger protein 517
Exons: 5
Coding region: 1854-3329 (491 amino acids)
Biological process (GO): negative regulation of transcription by RNA polymerase II
Molecular function (GO): DNA-binding transcription repressor activity, RNA polymerase II-specific
Source: RefSeq, a predicted model, not a curated record
AAACAUCUGUUGUAAUAGAAGUGAGGCAUUAAUGCAAUAGAGGCAACAAACAAGAAAGUAGGUUUUUUUGAGAGUGUAAUCGAGCGAGGGAGGGGCAGAGAAAGAGCAUCUUAAUUAAGCCAGCUCCAUGCCCAGUUGUGUUCAAUCCCACCACCGUGAGAUCUUGACCUGAGCUGAAAUCAAGAGACGGAUGCUUAACCGAGCCACCCAGGUGCUCUGAGAAAAUAGUUUUUGAUGAUUUCAAGGGUUAUGAAGAAAAUGAACCAAGAGGAUAGGUUUGUGAGAGUUAAGGAGUUAGGGGUGGCUGUAGGUGAGCAGGGAAGGUCUCUGCAAGAAGUUAACAUUUGAACUGAAACCUGGUGGCUGACAGGCCUUGCUAAGCCCUUGUAGGCAAAGGAAAGUGCAUCAGAAUGGCAUUGGCUAAUUUGAGUAACAGAGAGAACGCCAGCUUGGCUGCAGUGUAGUACGCAAGGGGGUAGGUGAGGGAGUGGAGCAAGGUGCCCCAGUCCCCUGAGGAACAGAGGUUUUAUUCAAAAUUGGAGGGAAAGAAUGACUCCUGCUGGUCCUCCAGGCCCCAAUUAAAUGUAAUCCCCUCAAGAAGCCCUCCCUGAACCCCCAUCUAAGUUAGCGCUCCCCUUCCCCUUGAUAUUUUCUGUCUCAGGACUCCGAGCAGGAACCUGUUUUGUUAUCAUUGUAUCCUCUCCUCCACUUUUUUCAACUUAGCGCUGUUUUUCUCACAUUAAAGACUUAUUCCCUGGCUCCAAAGAUAGGACUAAAAUCAGGUCUUUUCCCCUCUAACCAGGUGGCCCCUCCCUGAGGACAUGCAUUCCCCAGAAAUAAGCAAAGAGACAGGCAUGGUAACUUACCCUCCUAACUGUGGAGAGCGGUAUGUGUUGAGUUGACAGCCAGGUCUUCUCCUGAGAUGCUCCUCCUCUUAAGAUGCUGUGGCUGUCUUGGGGUGAGGAGGACAAUAGCUCUGUCAACAGGGGCAGCAGCAAUGGUCCACGCAGACUGCCCUGGACAGACAGCCCAGUGCCGUGUCUAGUAGUGGUGUGGCUCUGCUGUUUGCGUUUGCCGUUUGUGCUGUCCGGGCACAGAUGACUCACCAAGCUUCUCAGAUCAUCCUCUGUAGCCUGUUAUACUCUCACAUGUUAAAAGGGCCUUCCUGCCAGAUGUUACCUCGUAGCAUCAUAACCGCAGGAUUUCUGCUGUUGCCAAAAGGGACAUCGCUUUACAAAGCGGCAGCUACUUAGGAGGCUCAAGCCCCACAGAAAAGGGUACUCUAGAUACCUCCACCCAAUACACAGGAGCUCAAGUGUCCAUUGAGGAGGGGACACGGAGACCAGAGUCUACUCUGAGCACCUAGCCAGAGCAGAUUGUAUUUACUGGCUUUUAUAAAUAAUUUUUCCUCAACUGCGACACAUUUGAAAAGAAGCAAUAAGUCUUAGAGAAAUCAGAAAAAUGAGAAGAAGGAAAAUAAAAACUACCUUGGAAGAAACUAAGGCUAAUGUGCUGGGGUAUGCGCUGCCAGAUUUAUUUUUUUGCUUAGAGUCUGCUUAUUUCACGUGGUAAUGCAGUAACAAUGUUUUCUGGUGUUCCACAACAUGGUUUUACUGGUUGCAGAAUCACCCACUGUCAGGGAACCACUCAUUCAUUCCACAAAUCCUUGCUGUGUAUCAGGCCCUCCCCCAGGCCCUGGGGGUACAGCAUGAAUAACCAGACUGCAGGCCUCAUCUCAUGGGGGAAGGUGGAUAAGAAGCAAGGACAGGGGUGGAUGGGCCUUAGGCCUGGGCUCUUCCUACUCAACACUCACCGUCCCCAGCGCCUGCCUUUCCCCUGAAGGGGACCUUGGAAUGGCGGUGCCACUUGCGACGCCCAGACUCCAGGAGACCGUUGUGUUUGAGGACGUGGCUGUGUACUUCACGAGAAUAGAGUGGAGUUGCCUGGCCCCCGACCAGCGGGCACUGUACAGGGACGUGAUGCUGGAGAACUACGGGCACGUGGCCUCACUGGGCUUUCUCGUUGCCAAACCAGCGCUGAUCUCCCUCUUGGAACAAGGGGAGGAGCCAGGGGCUUUGAUUCUGCAGGUGGCUGAGGAGCAAGGGACUGUGGCCAACCUGUGCCCAGAUUCUAGGAUGGAGGCCGGGGUCAAGGAGUCUUCUCCGGGGAGAGUGUCCUCUAAGCAGUUAGGACUGUUGGGCACAGUUUGGGGGCGCCUCCCUGAGGAGAGGAAUGGCCGUCCUAAAGAUGGGUCAGAUAAACGACAACUCGACCCCCAGGCAGGCGGCCUUGGUGGGGAACUUAGCACACCCCUGGGGACCCUGGAGGCAAAACAGCCAGGCUUGGGCCCUGCAGAGGCUGCUGGGGACAGAGUGUACAGGUGUGCUUGCGGCAAGGCGUUCAAGUACAACUCGCUGCUGCUCAGGCACCAGGUCAUCCACACGGGGGCCAAGCCCUACCAGUGCACCGAGUGUGGCAAGGCCUUCAAGCAGAGCUCCAUCCUCCUGAGACACCAGCUCAUCCACACUGAGGAGAAGCCCUACCAGUGCGGCGAGUGCGGGAAGGCCUUCCGGCAGAGCACUCAGCUGACCGCACACCACAGGGUCCACACGCGGGAGAAGCCCUACGAGUGCGGCGAGUGCGGGAAGGCCUUUGGCCGCAGCUCCCGGCUCCGGCAGCACCAGAAGUUCCACACGGGAGAAAAGCCGUACGAGUGCGGCGAGUGCGGGAAGGCCUUCUGCCGCAGGUUCACCCUCAACGAGCACGGCCGCAUCCACAGCGGGGAGCGGCCGUACACGUGCCUGCAGUGCGGGCAGCGCUUCAUCCGCGGGUCGUCGCUCCUCAAACACCACCGGCUGCACGCCGGGGACGGCCCCCGAGAAGACGGCGGCCGCCAGGACCCCCAGCCCGGCGCCGCACAGAAGACCGCCUCGGGCGCCAGGCCGUUCGAGUGCCCCGUGUGCCAGAAGCCCUUCAAACACAACUCCUUGCUCCUCCUGCACCAGAGGCUGCACACGGGCGAGAAGCCCUUCGAGUGCAGGGAAUGCGGCAAAGCCUUCAGCCGGAAGUCCAACCUCACUCUGCACCAGAAGACCCACACCAAGCAGAAGCCCUUUGCCUGCACGGAGUGUGGCAAGGCUUUCCGCAGGAGCUACACGCUGAAUGAGCACUACCGGCUCCACAGUGCCGAGAGGCCCUACCGGUGCCGGGCCUGUGGCGGGGCCUGCGGCCGGCCGUCAGCCCUCACGCAACACCAGAAAGUCCACGGGCCCGCGUGUUCCCGGGAGGGUGGGGAGGACAGACGGGUGCCCCACUGGGCUCCCCGUUGAGUUGAUGAAAGGCGGAGAACUCAUCCAGGAGGGGGCCCCAAGGCAGAAGGCUGUCGGUCCUCCCCGCUUGGCUGUGAGAAGGGUCAGGGCCAGGGCUGUGGUCGAGCAGCCCGAGGGAAGGGCAGUGAGGAAGGCUGAGCCCGAGCGGGUCCCCCCACGACUGCUGAGCCCAGAUAGACGCCCGCGGGAGGGCGGCAUUUCUAAACCGUCCAAGUCUGCGCCUGGAGGCACACGCGGGCUCCAACACAAGUGGGGGUUGGGGGUGGGUUUCGUUUUCUCUUGCCACUCCUCGGGUUUCCAAAUAUUGACUUGUGAUGGGGGGAGGGGAGCGGAAUCUGUUGGCUUUUUUUUUUUUUUUUUUUUGGAUGUUCAUUUGUUACUAGAAUUGACCAAGAUCAGACUGUUGGCAGGGGACCCAGCCACCUAGUGGGGCAGAGGACUAGAAUCCACACAACACCUGCCAUGGAGAUGUUGGGAACUCUCAGGUAGACCCAGGGUUUGUUGACAAGCCACGGCAAAGCUGGAGGGGUAGUGGUGGCUGAAGCAGGACUCGGGAGUGGGGUCUGCAGGCUCCCAGGCAGUGCCUUGGGAGCCCCAGCCAGGCUAAGUGUGAUCCCUCAGCAGGCCUGUCAGCAGAAGGUAUUCACUGGGGAGAAGCUUCCCUGGGUGGCCGCUGGUGAGAGGGGCCAUCUCUUAGUGACCCUUCUUCUUCAUCAGCCCCCUGGCCCCAGGAGCCCCGAGAACACGGAGGGGCUUCUACAGCAUCUUACAAAAGGUGUGCCAGAAAGGAAGCCGCCAGCCCCAAGCAGAGCUACCAGUGAAUGUGUAUUUUUUAAUCAUUUUUCCCCCAAAUAUAAAUUUAUUUUAGGACAUUUGGGAAAUGCAAGAACUUAGAAAUGUAAAAAACUGCCCUUUGGUCUCACUCUUCAGAGAUCACUACAGCGAUGUUUGGUGUGUUUUCUUAGCCUCUUUUUAAAAAUUUUAAUGCUUAUUUAUUUAUUUUGAGACAGAGAGAACAUGAGUUGGGGAGGCACAGAGAGAGGAGAGAAUCCCAAGCAGUUUCUGCGCUCUCAGCAGAGCUCGA